UGGUCUUCGGAGCGAGCACGCGCACUGUGCGGGAUCCCGGAAGUGGGGCCAUGGCGUCUCUCCGCGAAGCCACCCAGCGGAAACUGCGGCUGUUUUCGGAGAUGAGAGGCAAACCAGUGGCAGCUGGAAAAUUCUGGGAUGUAGUUGCACUAACAGCAGCUGAUGAAAAGCAGGAACUUGCCUACAAACAACAGCUAUCAGAGAAGCUGAAGAGAAAGGAAUUGCCCCUUGGAGUUCAGUACCAUGUUUUCACUGAUCCUGCAGGAACCAAAAUUGGAAAUGGAGGAUCAACAUUCUGUGCUCUUCAGUGUCUGCAAAGCCUCUAUGGAGAUAAGUGGAAGUCUUUCACAGUCCUCCUGGUUCACUCUGGUGGUUACAGUCAGCGUCUUCCCAAUGCAAGUGCUUUAGGAAAAAUCUUCACAGCUUUGCCACUUGGUGAGCCUGUUUAUCAGAUGUUAGAGCUGAAACUAGCCAUGUACGUGGAUUUCCCCGCACACAUGAAGCCUGGAGUUUUGGUCACCUGUGCAGAUGAUAUUGAACUGUACAGUAUUGGGGACUCUGAGUCCAUUGCGUUUGACAGGCCUGGCUUUACUGCCUUAGCCCAUCCGUCUAGUCUGGCUGUUGGCACCACACAUGGAGUAUUUGUCUUGGACUCUGCCAGUUCCUCACAACAUGGUGAUCUUGAGUACAGACAAUGUCAUCGUUUCCUCCAUAAACCCAGCAUUGAAGACAUGUAUCACCUUAAUGCUGUGCAUAGACAAGGAAGCAUCGGUCAACAGGAGUUGGCUGGGGGAGACACUGCCCAUCUUCCAUUGCACUCUGAGUAUGUCUACACAGAUAGCCUAUUUUACAUGGAUCAUGAAUCAGCCAAAAAGCUACUUGAUUUUUAUGAAAGUGUAGGCCCGCUGAAGUGUGAAAUUGAUGCCUAUGGUGACUUUCUGCAGGCACUGGGACCUGGAGCAACUGCAGAGUACACCAGGAACACGGCACAUGUCACUACAGAAGAGGCCCAGUUGUUGGACAUGAGACAGCAAAUAUUCCACCUCCUCAAGGGAACACCACUGAAUGUUGUUGUUCUUAAUAACUCCAAAUUUUAUCAUAUUGGAACAACGGAAGAAUAUUUGCUUCAUUUCACUUCUGAUAGUACAUUAAGGUCAGAGCUGGGCUUGCAAUCUGUAGCUUUCAGUGUCUUUUCAAAUGUCCCUGAAUGUUCCCAUGAGACACCGUGUGUCAUUCACAGUAUACUGGACUCAGGAUGCCACGUGGCCCCUGGGUCAGUUGUAGAGUAUUCCAGGUUGGGACCUGAAGUGUCUAUUGGGGAAAACUGCAUUAUUAGCGGCUCCGUCAUAGCAAACACUGUCCUGCCGCCAUAUUCUUUCCUUUGUUCUUUAAGUGUGAAGAUGAGUGGACAUGUAGAGUAUUCAACCAUGGUAUUUGGCAUGCAAGACAACUUGAAAAAAAGUGUUAAAACCAUAUCAGAUAUAAAGACUCUUCAGUUCUUCGGAGUCUGUUUUUUGUCCUGCUUAGAUAUUUGGAACCUUGAAGCUACAGAGGAACUCUUCUCUGGAAGUCAGACACACCUGAGCCUGUGGACUGCUCGGAUCUUCCCUGUCUGCUGCUCUCUGAGUGAAUCGGUUGCCGCAUCCCUCGGGAUGUUACACGCUGUACAGAGCUGCUCGCCGUUCAACCUGAGCAACUUCAAGCUGCUGUCCAUCCAGGAAAUGCUGCUCUGCAAAGAUGUACGGGACAUGCUGGCUUACAGGGAGCAAAUCUCUCUAGAAAUUAGUGCAAAUAAAAGACAGUCUGAUUCAGGGAAAUCUUAAAUACGAUAUAUUUUUCCUGUGAACAGGAUUGCAAAUGCAGGCAUUUUCUAUAGACGUCUGACCUUUCUUCCUUCCUUCCUUCCUUCCCUCCUUCCUUCCUUCCUUUUUCCUUCCUUUCAUCCUUUCUUUUUCUUUACCUCUUUUUGACUUGUUUCAGUAAAGCAACAUAAUUAAAAUUAUAUUACUAUAGCUGCUGAAGCAUAAUAAUGACAAAGGUACAGAUAGCCACUUCUGAUGGGAAAACAUUUCAGAAUUCAGAAAAGUGAUGCUGUUUUGUAUAUUUAAAUAAAUUUUAUAUUUUACACUAUUACAGCUUUAUUUUUGAUAAAGAUCAGUUUAUGGGAUACUGUUUCACUCACAUAAUAAAGACUCCUGUUUUAGAGGAUGAUUUCCUAAACAGUUUUAGACUUUUUCUGUCUUUGGAAAUGUGGACCAAUGAAGCUCCAGGUGACAUUGAUGACUGUUAUUUGUCACAAUGAGACUGUACCUAACAAAAACACCCUGUUAAAGUUUUAAAGAGCAUCGUUCUUUUUUGUUAUUUCUCCUUUUGAGUGUUUGUUUUGUUUUUAUGUUAUGUGCACUAGUGUGUUAUGUGCACUAGUGUGUUACCUGCAUGUAUGCGUGUGCACCACAUACAGUGCCCAUAGAGACUGGAAGGGCUGUUCUCAAACUGUGGGUCAUUACUCUUUGGGGAUGGAAAAAUCUUUUCACAGGGUCACCUAACACCAUCAGAAAACACAGAUAUUUAUUUUACAUUUCAUAACACUAUCAAAAUUACAAUUACAAAGUAGCAAUGAAUGCCAGGCGGUGGUGGCACACGCCUUUAAUCCCAGCACUCGGGAGGCAGAG
Molecule: messenger RNA, 2672 nt
Organism: Arvicola amphibius (Eurasian water vole)
Lineage: Eukaryota; Metazoa; Chordata; Mammalia; Rodentia; Cricetidae
Gene: Fpgt
Product: fucose-1-phosphate guanylyltransferase
Exons: 4
Coding region: 51-1823 (590 amino acids)
Molecular function (GO): transferase activity, transferring phosphorus-containing groups
Source: RefSeq, a predicted model, not a curated record